This is a messenger RNA of Linnemannia hyalina, 1203 nucleotides long. The record is from the annotation of a GenBank genome assembly. Lineage: Eukaryota; Fungi; Mortierellomycota; Mortierellomycetes; Mortierellales; Mortierellaceae.
AUGCCAAAGUUGUCUUACCCCGACGAGGAAUCCUUGUCGCUCUUCAUCUCGUUGACAUGCAUUUCGGUCAUGGCCUUACUCUUUGGUCGCAAGACUGCUGGAACAAAGUGGGGUACGAUCAACUAUGCCCGUGGUCUGGUGAUUGCCCUGUACCUGGUAUCAUGGAGCUUCUCCUUCAUGGCCACCCUUUUGGUUCAGACCAAUAACAAGAAUCCGCUAUCCUGCAAUUUGUCGAUCUUUGCCUGCAUCACCCUCUACGCUUCAUCCAAAAUCAUUAUCUACCUCUUCUUGAUGGAGAAGGUUUAUGUCGUUACUGCCGUUGGGUCAACGCGUCGCGACUUUCUCCUAUACAGAGUCAACAUGGUUCUCCUGCUGCCAUAUAUUGCUGUCAUUACUCUCAUGAUCAUAUUCCGACACGCGCGCAUCAACCAACUGGGCCAAGCGGACUUCGUCCCAGAGCAGCGGUUAGGGCACUGUGAUAUUGGUCUCGGAGAAGCGUCCACCUACCCCUUGAUCAUUUACGAUAUCUUUGUCUCUUGCUGGUUGACUUUCCUCUUCAUCCGGCCAUUGAUGAGCUCAACCUCAAUGCUCCAGGGACCCUCCAAAGGAAAACUUCGUGAUGUGGCCCGCAGAACCUUGAUGGGAUGUGUUAUGUCCUUGAUCAUCAGUACCGGCAACGUGGCAUCCUUGAUCACCGCCCAAGGAUGGGAGCGCGGUUUGAUCUGCCUCUCCUGCUGCACCGCUGAUGUCACCCUGAACGCCAUCACGAUCCAUUGGGUCACCUCCCGUGGCGGUGGACGUGUCUCUGGAACCGGACGGUCAACCAGGGACAGGAAUGGAACUGGAAACCGUGGUACCAAUGGCAUCAACAGCGGCUACUAUCUGACCGCCGCCGAGAAGCAGGUUGCCCCUCUUGAUUCUCAUUUGUCGAUCACGGUCGAGUCUUAUGUGGAAGAGUAUCACCAGAUGAGCCUUGCUCGCAGCGCCGACAACAGCCCUUCAUUGUCUGCCUUUGGCGCUGGCGAUACCGCCUCCCGCUACAUCACCGAUCCUCUGCCUCCUACACGGUAUGGAGAAGGAGUCCGCUCAUCAAGGUAUAUUGAACCAGUGACCCCAACUCGGUUCGAAGUGCGGUCUUCCCGAUACGGCGACCCCGGUUCCUCUCGCUAUGUUCCAACCUCUGACGAGAUUUCAACCCUGUAG